This is a messenger RNA of Thunnus maccoyii (southern bluefin tuna), 2199 nucleotides long. It is a transcript of the gene slc67a1, whose product is annotated as solute carrier family 22 member 18. The transcript has 10 exons. Gene Ontology annotation, molecular function: transmembrane transporter activity. Gene Ontology annotation, biological process: transmembrane transport. Bases 425 to 1714 code for a protein of 429 amino acids. Lineage: Eukaryota; Metazoa; Chordata; Actinopteri; Scombriformes; Scombridae. The record is from RefSeq and is a predicted model, not a curated record.
AAUAUACGUUCUUAGGUGGAGCACUUGAAUGCAGCACUGUAGAAAACUUCCACAUUCCCGGUGGGAUUUUCUUUUACAGACGUUGGUGUUUACUCAGCUCGUAAUUAACGGUAUUUCCGACAGGAUUUAAAAUCAAGGAUAUAUGCGUUUGUCAACUCUUCACUUCUUCCCAUCGUUGGAUUACAAUCUCACCAAGCUAGUUAAUGUUGACAUCUCACCUCGGUAACGCCUCUCUGUCGCCUCUCCUGUUCCAAAGUACAACGGUUAGCUAAGUUAGCAGGUUUAUGUGACGGUUUACCGGGUCAAAGAGCAUUUUUACUGGAUAAAGUGACACCUUCUCACAGACUGAGGCAGUUUGAGUUCCACCUACUAUUUACUUUAUGAUAAAAGUUUAAUAUAAACGUUACUAGGUGUUUGAGGCAAUAUGAGUCGAAGAGGUGAAAAAAACGAAACCACCGGUGAAACGUCCAGCGCUCCUGUCGGCUCUCAGGCUGACCAACCAAAGAGGAUGAAAAUCAUUUAUGUCGUUUACCUCAUCACCGCUUUGGAUAUAACAUGGAUGUUUGUACAGUUCUCUAUAACCCCUUAUUUGGCAAAGAAACUUGGCUUUGACACAUUGUGGUUCGGUUAUUUACAAACCAUGGUAGGUCUAAUCCAGCUGCUUGGGGGUCCUAUGUUUGGAAGGUUUGCAGAUCUGUUCGGGGCACGAGCAGCUUUGUCUCUGGCAUGUUCUGCAACAAUUGUUUUCUUUUUGCUGCUGGCUGCAGCAAACCAUCCUGCCAUGCUGUUUGUCCACAAACUCCCCACAAUCUUCAUGCAUGUCCUACCAGCUUCUCAGAUGGUCGUCACAGACCUUUCAGAACCAGACAAACGGGCAGAUGCUUUAUCCAAACUAGGUCUGUGUUUUGGCAUUGGUAUGAUAGUCGGCUCCACGUUAGGCGGCCACCUCAACACACGCUAUGGGGAGACGUUUGCUGCAUGUUUCGGUGCUGCGGGCAGUGCCUUCAGUUUAAUGUUGGUUUUAAAGUUCAUCCCAAAAACGACUAAAGGUCAAGCUCCAAGAACCAACACAGACAGCACAGCGGUGGCAAGUGAGAACAAAAACAAGUCAAUAUUUAACGUGGGAGAAAUCACAAGACUAAUGAAGUUUCCAGGUGUGACGCCGACUUUUGUUGUGAAGAUAGUUGCAGGUUUGCCAUCAGGCAUUUUUCAAGUGAUGUUCUCCGUCAUUGCGAUGGAAUUCUUCAAACUGGAACCUGAGCAGAACGGCUAUGUGAUGGCGUAUUUUGGUAUAGUCUCAAUGGUUGUUCAGGGAGGAGUGAUCGGGCGGCUGACAGCGAGAUACUCUGAGAGCUCGCUGCUGCUUCUGUCCAUCGGAGUUUCUUCUCUUGUUGGACUGGCUCAGGGUUACAUGCAGAACGUGUUCCAGUUCUGCCUCACCGUCGUCCCGAUGGUGUUUUCUCUCAGUGUGUUUAAUGUCAUCACAGACAGCAUGCUGACCAAGAGCGUACCGUCCUCCGACACAGGUACGAUGCUGGGACUGAGCGCCUCCGUUCAGUCUCUGCUUCGCACAGUCGGCCCAACUAUCGGCGGCUUCCUGUAUGUGAACUACGGCAUUUCCUCAAUCGGCUUGAUCCAGUUUGUAGUGAAUAUUGCCGUGUUCGUGUUCAUGCUGCAUCGUGGGCUCAAGAAGAAAGUCGAACAAAAGGACUGAAAUCACUUUUAAAAGCUUUUCUUUUCAUCUCCGUCUAUCGUCUAAAAAAAACAACAGAGGUGAUGGAAAUCCACAUUUUAUUUCUGAAACAAUCAUUUUGACACUUGCAUAUAUUGAAAGCACUCAGUUACAGUUGAUUACAUGAUGUGGUGAGGUCAACAGACUCACUGUGUUGUACUGCCUGUGAUGGAGAUUCAGGAUCAAACCACUAGAUGACAGCAAAUCCUCUGUUUUACCUGAUGAUGCUUGUUUUUUUGUUUUUUUUUCUAUGGUUCAUGGUUCACAUUCAUGUUACACUUUUACAUCAGUUUGUUGAUAUUGGAGGUUUAUUAGAUAUCAUCAGAAAAUGUUAAGAAUUGAGCCAACCGACAUUAUUCCUAAUUGAACAUAUUAAGAUCAGAACAAUGUGUAAUUUGUAAUGAAAGAUUAUUUUCUUAUAUGUAUUUUUAUAUAUUAAACCUUUAAUAAAUGAUUUCAUUUUUGUA